AUGGCAAUCGGCAGCCCACUCAAUGCGAAGUCGUACAUCCACCAAUACCUGGAGAAGAGGAGAAGAUCAAACACAUCUAGUGCACCGUGCCAAAACAUCAAGAAAAUGAAAGAUGAAGUGGCGCCGCCACCUGAGGAGGAGGUAGCCAGUUUCAAUCAGCAGCUCGAAAGCCGAUUCUUCCAGGAACUACCCAUCGAGAUCAGAAGGAUGAUUUACGCCUAUGUCUGGCAAGGACGCUACGAUCAUCUGUAUCAUAUACCCGAGGGGCGGCACAUUCACUUCAAAAGGGGCCAUUGGACGCAUACGCGAUGCGUCAUGUCCGAGUACGAUGAGGACCUGGACUUCAUCCAGAAGCAGAUGGACACGAUCCGGAAUACUGGCCGCGGUGAUCUCCUCAUGUGGCAAAGGAGGUUGGCAUCGACGUGGGGUCGCCGCCAUUGGAGAUGCGAGGAGAGAGUAGAAUAUGGACAGGCGGGUGCCAUUGAUCGCACAGACCUGUCUUCCAUGAUGAUGUUGUGCAAACGCAUGGUUACCUUCAGCGAGGAAUCGAGGCUCACCUAUCUGUUCGGCGCGUAG
Messenger RNA from Anthostomella pinea, 576 nucleotides. The record is from the annotation of a GenBank genome assembly. NCBI's taxonomy places the organism in Eukaryota, Fungi, Ascomycota, Sordariomycetes, Xylariales, Xylariaceae.